GUGAACUUCGUAGGCAAGCACUCGCGUUCAAGAACAGGAAAGAGUUGGCGGAGAAGAAAGCCGUGAAGGACGAGGCCGAGUCAAAAUUAGAAAGGGGGAAAGAAGUUGCCCAGCUCGGGGAACAAAGUAAACAAUCGAUCGCCCCGCUCAUAGUGCAAGCCGCCGAUCCGGAUGCCCCCGAUAUCAUAGCAGCUGCGGCAGCACAUGGAUUGACUGUAACGAGUGCCAGAGAACAAGCGGCCGAGUUAGGUAUCACUCUUCGUGCACUGCUAGGCCUUGAUGAGGCGCCAAUGAAGGACGUAGUAUUUACAUAUGUGAAGAAUGGCCCUCUCGUCGAGCCUGCGCAGGAAGGGGAUCUACCUCGACAAAUGCUAGGUCUGCUAAAUUGGUACAAGGGUUACAUAAAACAUAAAAACGCCAAAGACUAUAUCUAUGCGGAAGUUAGAUAUGAGCAUCACUUCAAACAUUACUGGGUACAAAUUCCUCUGAGUGAAUUGUUCCAGCUGUUCAAUCUGCGCGACCUCGACAAAUCUAUCAUCAGUUGCUACGUUCUAAUGAAGAAGCGGGAAAUGCGAAUAAGGAACAUCCAUGAUGUUGGGUUCAUUGACCCACACAUCGUUAAUUCACAUGUGUUAGAACACCACCCCGCCGACGUGGAGGAUGACCUGUGGCGGUUUAUUAGAAAACAGCAACAGAAAAGUGAUAUUCUAUUUCCUUACCAUUUUGGGUUCCACUGGAUUCUUAUGGUAAUUAAAGUUCAGACCUCCUCAGUUCUCGUCCACGACUCUCUGAAUAUGGAUCCGGCGCUUUGGGGCGACAUGAGAAAAAUGUUGCAAAAGGUUUGGAGACGGUUCGUAGAUACCAAGGUCGGUGAAUUCAAAAAAGAGCUAUCUUUUAAAAUGGCAGUGCGGACGACUGGGGAUACUCAGCCACCGGGGACCAAUCUAUGUGGAUACUAUGUUUGUGAGAGGAUCCGGAGAUACUGCAAUGAGCGGGACCAGACGUGUGAGAACAACAUCCUGAGGAAUAACCUCCGGAAGACGCUUAGUCCAGAAGCUCGCUUCCGACCACUUCAAGAGGAACUAGCUGGAUGGUUGGCGAGGGAAGUCAUCGAUCCUAAAGGAGAACACUAUUACGAUGACGUAGAACUUUAUAUGCACCAGAAUUUGUAACUAACUUGUUCAAAAUUGUAUAUGGUCAUCCGAUAUUGAAUAUAUAUUGUAUAUGGUCAUCCGAUAUUGAAUA
Lolium perenne is the source of this 1245-nucleotide messenger RNA. Lineage: Eukaryota; Viridiplantae; Streptophyta; Magnoliopsida; Poales; Poaceae. The record is from RefSeq and is a predicted model, not a curated record.